This is a messenger RNA of Thermothielavioides terrestris NRRL 8126, 3544 nucleotides long. RefSeq lists its product as uncharacterized. Gene Ontology annotation, biological process: proteolysis. The transcript has 4 exons. NCBI's taxonomy places the organism in Eukaryota, Fungi, Ascomycota, Sordariomycetes, Sordariales, Chaetomiaceae. Gene Ontology annotation, molecular function: metalloexopeptidase activity. The record is from RefSeq and is a predicted model, not a curated record. The coding region runs from base 177 to 3386 and encodes 1069 amino acids.
UGAAGUUGGACGCGAGUCUCCGGUGACCUCUCAUCUACGCCCGUCCCACGUCCUUUCAACCGCCUGCGACCUUGUUCAUGAGCAAGGGCGGCAAAGGGGCAUCCUUCAAUCCGCUGCCUUGACUCGCACCAGGUCGCUCAAGGAGGUCUACCGUUCUACGGAGCUUCUCAGACAAGAUGAUGAACCCGUUCUCGUUCCGGCCAGGGCCGGUCACAUUCUGGACAACGGUCACCUACCUGGCUCUGAUCAUACCCAUCAUUGUCAUCAAUGAGAACACGCCGCCAGUACCGAGCGAUGAGUCCCCGGUGCCAGGCAUCAACCUCACCCAAGCCUGGCUCGACCUGACCACGCUUACUCGGGCUUACCACCCCUACAACAGCCGCUACAAUGACGAUGUCCGGAGCUUUCUGCUGCAGAGGAUCCGUUCGGUCUUGGAUGAGAACGACGUCGAGUGGACAACAGACGGGACUGGAUCAAACAAUGCGGAUGCUGCAGUCACCGUUUUCGACGACAUGAACUCGAACUGCACCUUCCUUAUGGCAUCCGGUGUGGUGGCAAAUCCCAACACUCCCAAAGUUGCCGCGUAUUUCGAAGGCACAAACAUCCUUGUGUAUAUCAGGGGUAGAGCCGACGACCAAGGCAGAUGGUGGGAUGCGGAAGCCGCCCGUAAUUCCAGGCGCAACAAGAAGGGGCUGACACUGGUGAAUGCUCAUUAUGACUCCGUCUCUACCGGGUAUGGAGCAACAGACGACGGAAUGGGCGUCGUGACUUGCCUGCAGCUGAUCCAGUACUUCUCUCGUCCCGAGAACCAGCCUGAGAGGGGCAUCGUGGUGAUGCUCAACAACGGAGAGGAGGACUAUCUGUACGGCGCCCGAGCGCUCGGACAGCAUCCUCUGCAGCCAUACAUCCACACCUUCCUGAAUCUCGAGGGCGCCGGUGCCGGCGGCCGGGCCAUUCUUUUCCGCACCACAGACCGCGAGGUGACUGCCGCCUAUGCUGGGUCCCCGGAUCCCUUCGGCACCGUGAUAGGCUCGGAUGCCUUUGGUCUCGGCUUCAUCCGGAGCGGCACCGACUAUUCGGUUCUCUACGACGUGUACGGCCAACGCGGGCUCGACCUCGCUUUCUUCAAGCCCCGAGCCCGGUACCACACAAACCAGGACGACGCGAGGCACGCGUCCCAGGGGAGUCUCUGGCACAUGUUGUCUGCCUCCGUCCACACGGCAACUCAGCUAUCCAGCGACACCGGGAAUACCUUCAUUGGCCCCCGGCCCGACGGAGCGCGCGGCAAGGUGCAGAACGGCAGUCCAAGCGACGGGGUAUGGUUUGAUCUCUUCGGCAAGGGAUUUGUACUCUUCGGUCUUAGGGGGAUGUUCGCUUGGUCGCUGACUGUGCUGGUUGCCACGCCGCUGAUCCUCAUCCUCGUCUCCUACAUUCUACACAGGGUGGAUCGGUACUACCUUUUCAGCUCAGCCGCCAAGGUACACGACGAGCCUGACGAGCAGCCUGUGUCAGUUGGUGGAUGGAAGGGCUUCUUCCGCUUUCCGUUCGCCCUUGUCGUGGCGGGUUCUUUGACCUUUGGAGCGGCGUUCUUGAUGAGAAAGGUGAACCCUUUCAUCAUCUACAGCAGCCGGUAUUCUGUAUUGGCCAUGAUGACUUCGCUGUUCUACUUUACCUUCUGGGCCAUUAUGCGGGGCGCCAACUUCGCACGACCCAGCGCGCUGCAUAGAAGCUAUGUCCAGAUCUGGCUGUUCAUCCUCGGAUGGGCCAUACUCGUUGUUGUCACGGUCGCGGAAGACCGGCUGAGGAUCGGGGCUGGCUACAUGUUCGUGUUCCUUCAGUCGUCUGUGUUCCUGGCUCUCUUCAUCGCGCUUUGUGAGCUGUUCGCACUGCCCAAGAAAGGGACCUGGGCUCGACGAGUGCGCGAUGAGCAGGAGGCAAGGGACUUGCAUCGGGGACGCUCCCACGGCGACCUUUCGCCUUCGCAGCUACCGCCUCCGGUACCCCAUCAGGAGCCGACACCGCCGGGUACGAGGCAGUCGAACGCCUCUGCUUCGGGGCCGGCCAACCCGAAUGCAGAGGACGAUGACGCGGACAUCGAAGCCCCGACAGAGCGCACACCGCUCGUGGGCGGCAACGCCGCAAGUGAACCGGCUCGCACCACAUUCGCUACAAAUUACCGCCGCUCCAUAGCCGCGCUCGUCACCAGCGCCCGACGAUACAGCGACAGCGGGCUCGGCAACGAGCCGUUCGAGCACGAGCAGGCUUGGUCCGGCCGGCUCCCCUCCUGGGCCUGGUUCCUGCAAUUCCUCCUCCUCGGCCCCUUUACCAUCAUCUUGGUCGGGCAGACUUUGCUCAUGCUCAUCGAUGCCGUCCAUCAAACCGGCGCAGACGGAAGCAGCCUGCUCCUCCCUUACCUAAUCGCGGCCCUCUGCACCGUUCUCCUCUUUUUGCCCCUGGCUCCCUUCAUCCACCGCGUCACGCACCAUAUCCCCGUGCUCCUCCUCGUCAUCUUCGCCGGCACGCUGAUCUACAACCUCGCCGCCUUCCCCUUCUCCGCCAGCAACCGCUACAAGGUCUACUUCGUCCACACGCUCGACCUGGACGCCGGCACCAACCACGUCUGCUACACCGGCAUCGAGACCUACCUCCGCGACGUCAUCGCCGCGCUGCCCUCCGCCGCAGGCAGGAACGUGUCGUGCGCCGACUCGCCCAAGCGCCAGGGCCUCGUCACCUGCUGCUUCGACGGCGCGGCCACGCCCCCGCGGCUCGUCGGCGGCGGCGACUCCGAUCUCCACGACCUCGUCACCGUCAACGCCACCCGCUUAGGCGGGGCCGACGGCAACAGCAACAACGGCGGCGUCGCGCGCGCGCGCAUCGAGAUCGCCGCCAACAACACCAAGGCGUGCUUCGUGGAGUUCGCCCGCCCCGUCGCGGGCUUGCGCGUGCAGGGCAGCUCCGGCUGGGACGAGCGGUUCGGACAGUUCCCCGAGGCUGGCGUCUCGAGUCUGCGGCUGUGGCAUCGCGAGUGGGACCGGCCGUGGGUGGUCGAGGUGGAGUGGAAGGAGGCUGGGGGUCGGGAAUCGGGGGGGCUGAGCGAGGCGGACAUGACAACUACGCCGCCGCCGCCUGUGGAUCGGGUGGAGGGGCAUUACGAUUUGGGGGGUAGUGAUGGGGAGUUAAGGAGGAGGUGGUCGUCGGAGGAUGAUGAUGAUGAUGAUGGGAAGGGAGGCGCGUUGCACGGCGCGGUGGUGUGCAUGUGGAGCGAUGCAAAUGUUGCCGGGACGAUCCCGGCGCUGGACGAGGCGCUGGCGUUUGUGCCGGCGUGGGCGGCCGUGACGAAGUUGUCUGAGGGGCUGGUCGAGGGGCGGAAGGGGUUUUCGGUGUGACGGCGCCGGGGAGGGACGAGUUGUGUCCGCGCUACUGCUAGUCUGAUUCUGCUUGGGGUUUUCUCUUGUAUGCUGUGUUUGAUCUUUGUUUCCUGGUAGUUGGGCCGGUAUUGUAGGCAGACUGGGGCUGGAGGUGUAGGUUGGGUUUGUAGGGCAUG